Ornithorhynchus anatinus (platypus) is the source of this 5595-nucleotide messenger RNA. RefSeq names its product thrombospondin type 1 domain containing 7A (gene THSD7A). Gene Ontology annotation, cellular component: plasma membrane. The coding region runs from base 434 to 5578 and encodes 1714 amino acids. The transcript is spliced from 29 exons. Gene Ontology annotation, biological process: actin cytoskeleton organization. Lineage: Eukaryota; Metazoa; Chordata; Mammalia; Monotremata; Ornithorhynchidae. The record is from RefSeq and is a predicted model, not a curated record.
AGCUCUAGCCUCGGGUCGGAGGGCCACCGAGGUCGUUAGCAUCGUCGGUGUUAGCGGCAGGGUUAGCGGCAGUUUUCAGUGUUAGCGGCGGCAGCAGCGACGCUCAGUGUUAGCAGCAUCAAUUUUAGCAGCAGCAGCGGCAGCGUUAGCGGCAGCAGCCGGGCUCAGGGUCAGCGGCAGUGUUAGGCUCGGUGUUGGCAUCAUCAGCGUUAGCGGCAGCAGCCGGGCUCAGGGUUAGCAGCGGCAGAGGCGUCGCCCCCAGCAUCACCGCCGCCCGUCCCCCCCACCGGUCCUUCCUUCCGUCGGUCCAUCCUUCCGUCCACCCAUCGGUCCACCCAGCCAUCGGGCUGCCCGCCUAUUGUUCCCCGGGACCCGGCAGCUGGCGGUUGGUCGGGCCGGAGGAGGAGGAGGAGGAGGAGGAGGGAGUCCGGGCAUGGGGACCACCACCCGCAGCGGGACCAGCAACAGGACCGGUGGCACCAGCGGGACCGGUAGCAUCAGGACGACGCCGGGCCCGGAGGAUGAUGCGGGAGUCCCAGAGGUCGUGGCGGGGGUCCCGGGGGGCCACCGGCUACGAGCCUGCCUGACCGUCCUCCUGCUGAGCCGCUGGGCAGUGGUGGCCCAUGGGCAGCCCCCUCCCCCGCCCCUCUAUCUCUGGAAGACGGGUGCGUGGGGCAGGUGCAUGGGCGAGGAAUGCGGGCCCGGAGGCAUCCAGACGCGGGCGGUGUGGUGCGCCCACUCCGAGGGCUGGACCACCCUGCUGACCAACUGCAAGCAGACCGAGCGGCCCGACAGCCAGCAGGACUGCUUCCGCGUGUGCGACUGGCACAAGGAGCUGUAUGGCUGGCGUCUGGGGCCCUGGAGCCCCUGCCGCCCGGUGGGGUCUCGCGGCCUCGAGAAGCCCCCCGAGUGCCUCAAGGGGGAAGAGGGGAUCCAGACGCGGGAGAUCACCUGCGAGCACCGGGCCCCGGGCGGGUCCGGGGUGGCCGAGGACGCCAUCUGCGAGUACUUCGAGCCCCAGCCGCGCCUGGAGCAGGCCUGCCUCAUCCCCUGCCCUCAGGACUGCGUGGUGUCCGCCUUCACGCCCUGGUCCUCCUGCUCCAAGACCUGCGGGGGCGGGCUGCAGCACCGCACCCGCCACGUCGUGGCCGCCCCCCAGUUCGGCGGCUCGGCCUGCCCCAACCUGACGGAGGUCCAGCCCUGCCGGCCCCAGCCCUGCGUCGGAGAGGAGAGCGCCCACAGCUUGACCGUCGGGCCCUGGAGCGCCUGCGGCCUACCCCACCCUCGCCAGACCCGCCACGCCCGCCACGCCCGCCGGACCCGCAGGCAGGCCCGCUCCAAGGUGCGCGACCGGGAGCGGGACAAGGCGGUGAAGGACCCCGAGGCCCGGGAGCUGAUCAAGCGGAAGAGGAACCGCAACCGGCAGAGCCGACAGGAGAACAAGUUCUGGGACAUCCGGAUCGGCUAUCAGACGCGGGAGGUCACCUGCGCCCACAGGAGUGGGACGACGGCCGCUCUGAGCUUCUGCCCUCAAGACAAGUUGCCCAUCCCCUUCCAGUCGUGCGUCAUGGCGACGGAGUGCCAGGUGUCAGAGUGGUCCCACUGGAGCCCGUGUUCCAAAACGUGCUACGACGCGGCCUCCCCCCAAGGGAACCGCACCCGGACACGGACCGUGCGGAGGUUCCCGGUGGGUGGCGUCGAGGGCUGCCCCGAACUGGAGCAGGCGGAGCCCUGCGGACCCCAAGGGGAUGGACUGCCCCCCUGUGCCACGUACGGCUGGCAGACGUCCGAGUGGUCCGAGUGUCGGGUUGGCCCGCUGCUCAGUCAGCAGGACAAGAGGCGAAGCAACUUGACGGCGCUCUGUGGAGGGGGAAUCCAGACCCGCCAGGUCUUCUGUGUCCAGGCUAACCAAAACCUCCUCUCCUACCUCAGCACCCUCAAGGACAAAGAAGAAAGUCAGUCUCAAAGCGCGAGGAAGUCUAGUGCCGCACCCCUCCUAUCCAUCACGUUUGAAAUAACAGCGUCCAAGCCCGUGGAUCGGAAUUUAUGCACGGAAGCUCCUCCCAACACCACUCAACUCUGUCACAUCCCUUGCCCGGUGGAGUGCGAGGUGUCCGCCUGGUCAGCCUGGGGACCCUGUACCUUUGAAAACUGUGAGGACCAGCAAGGCAAGAAAGGUUUCAAGCUGAGGAAGCGUCGGGUGAGCCCGGAGCCCCCGGGCGCGGCCGGCGGGGCGGGCGGCUGCCCCCACGCGCUGGAGGCCAUCCCCUGCGAGGAGCCCUCCUGCUACGACUGGCGAGGCGGGCGGUGGGGGCCCUGCCAGCCGGAUCACGGACGCCCCUGCGGACCCGGGACCCAGGUUCAAGAGGUCGUCUGCGUCAACAGCGACGGAGAGGAGGUGGACAGGCAACUGUGCCGCGACGCCAUCUACCCGACGCCCGUGGUCUGCGACACGCCCUGCCCCAAGGAUUGCGUCCUGAGCGCGUGGUCCCAGUGGUCCUCCUGCUCCCACACCUGCUCCGGAAAGACCACCGAAGGCAGGCAGAUGCGAGCGCGCUCCAUCCUGGCCUAUCCCGGCGACGAAGGAGGUGCCCGGUGCCCCAACGGCAGCGCCCUGCAGGAGAGCCGCAGCUGCAACGAGCACGCCUGCACCGUCUACCACUGGCAGGCCAGCCCCUGGGGCCAGUGCGUCGAGGACUCCUCCGUGGCCGCCUUCAACUCGUCCGCCCGCUGGCACCGCCACGCCGCCUGCUCCGUGGGCAUGCAGACCAGGAAGGUCAUCUGUGUGAGGGUCAACGUGGGACAGGUCGGACCCAAAAAAUGUCCGGAAAGUCUUCGCCCAGAAACAGUGAGGCCUUGCCUGCUUCCCUGCCGAAAAGACUGUAUCGUGACUCCCUAUAGCCAAUGGUCUCCGUGCCCUGUCUCGUGUCAAGAAAGAGACACCACCAUAAGGAAGCAAACUCGAACCCGGGUCAUCAUUCAACUUCCGGCCAACGGGGGCCGCGAAUGUCCCGACACCUUGAUUGAGGAGAAGGAUUGUGAGCCCCCUCCGGUCUGCCAGGAAUACAGGUGGAAGUCCCACAAGUGGCGGCGUUGCCAGCUGGUGCCCUGGACCGUGCGCCAGGACAGCCCCGGUGCCCACGAGACGUGCGGACCGGGGCUGCAGGCCAGAGCCAUCAGCUGCCGCCGGCAGGACGGGGGCCCGGCGGAGGUGGGCGAGUGCCUGGGCCGGGCCGGCCCGCUGCCCCCGCUCACCCAGCCCUGCCAGAUCCCUUGCCAGGACGACUGCCAGCUCACCCCCUGGUCCCGCUUCUCCUCUUGCAACGGAGACUGUGGCGCCGUCAGGACGCGGAAGCGCCUGCUAGUCGGAAAAAGCAAGAAGAAGGACAUCUGCAAGAACUCACAGCUCUACCCAUUGCUGGAGACCCAGUUCUGCCCGUGCGACAAGUACAGGGCGCAGCCGGUGGGCACGUGGUCGGACUGCAUCCUGCCCGAGGCCCGGCCGGAGGGGCCGCAGGGGGCCAAGGUGCCGGGUGACGGCAAGGAGUGUGGCCAGGGCUACCGCUACCAGACCAUGGCCUGCUACGACCAGAGCGGCAGGCUGGUGGAGACCUCACGAUGCGACAGCCACGGAUACAUCGAAGAGGCCUGCAUCCUCCCCUGCCCGGCAGACUGCAAGCUGAGUGAGUGGUCCACCUGGUCACGCUGCAGCAAGUCCUGCGGGAGCGGAGUCAAGGUCCGCUCCAAGUGGCUGCGCGAGAAGCCCUACCACGGAGGCAGGCCCUGCCCCAAGCUCGACCACGUCAACCAGGCUCAGGUGUACGAGGUGGUCCCGUGUCACAGCGACUGCGGCCAGUACAUCUGGAUCGCCGAGCCCUGGAGCGUCUGCAAGGUGACCGUCGUGGACAUGAAGGACAACUGCGGAGAGGGCGUCCAGACCCGAAAAGUGAGGUGCAUGCAGAACACGGUGGACGGACCUUCGGACCACGUAGAGGACUACCUGUGUGACCCGGAGGAGAUGCCCCUGGGGUCCAGGGAGUGCAAGUUGCCCUGUCCGGAGGACUGUGUCAUGUCGGAGUGGGGCCCGUGGAGUAGAUGCUCGUUGCCCUGCAACCAGACCAGCUUCCGGCAGAGAUCGGCAGAUCCCAUCAGACACCCCGACGAAGGGAGGGCCUGUCCUCAGGGGAUCCAACGGGAGCCCUGUAGCCUCAACAAAAACUGUUACCACUACGAUUACAACGUCACAGACUGGAGCACGUGCCGGCUGAGCGACAAGGCCGUGUGCGGCAGCGGGGUGAAGGUCCGGAUGCUGGACUGCGUGCGUAGCGACGGGCGCUCGGUUGACCUGAGGUUCUGUGCGGAGCUGGUCCUGGAGAAGAGCUGGCCGAUGAACACGUCCUGCACGGUGGAGUGCCCCGUCAACUGCCAGCUGUCCGACUGGUCCCCGUGGUCCGCGUGCUCCCACACCUGCGGGCUCACGGGGAGAAUGAUCCGCCGGCGGACGGUGACCCAGCCCCACCAGGGGGACGGCAGACCGUGCCCGGCACAGAUGGAGCAGGCCAAGCCCUGCCCGGUGAACCCGUGUCAUCGCUGGCAGUACAGCCCGUGGUCUCCGUGCACCGUGCAGGAUGCGCAGUGUGGCGAGGGUAUCAGAACCAGGAACGUAUCGUGCGUGGUGAGCAACGGCUCCGUUGAGGAUGCCGGCAAGGAGGUGGAUGAGGAAUUUUGCGCAGAUCUCGACCCCGUGAUUGAUGGAGAGAAGAUGGUUCUGGAGAAACCCUGCACGCAGCCCUGCCCAGGCGAUUGCUACCUCCAGGAAUGGUCUCCCUGGAGCCUCUGCCAGCUGACCUGCGUCAACGGAGAAGAUCUCGGCUUUGGAGGGAUCCAAGCUCGAUCCCGGGCGGUGAUCAUCCAGGAACUUGAGAACCAGCAUCUCUGCCCCGAGCAGGUUCUGGAAACGAGACCGUGUGACGACGGUCACUGCUACGAGUACAAGUGGAUGGCCAGCCCGUGGAAAGGAUUGGCGCGGACCGUGUGGUGUCAAAGGUCAGACGGCUUAAACGUCACAGGAGGAUGCCUAGAGAUGCGCCAGCCGGAUGCCGACAGAUCCUGCAGUCCGUCUUGCAGUCAGCCCCACUCCUUCUGCAGCCAGAUGAGAGUGUGCAGCUGUGAAGAGGGCUACACGGAAGUCAUGUCGUCCGCCGGGAGCCUGGUGGAGUGCAGGCUCAUCCCCGUGCUGGUCGUCCCCACCGCCGCCGACAACGCCCACGACGCCCACAACGCCGACGACGCCGACGGCGGCCACGGCGGGGACGUCAAAACCAGCCGCGCCGUCCACCCCACCGAGCCCUCCGGCAGCCCGGCCGGGCGCGGGCACUCCUGGUUCCUUCAGCCUUUCGGGCCAGAUGGAAGGCUGAAGACGUGGGUUUACGGCGUAGCCGCUGGCUUGCUAGUAUUACUCAUCUUCAUUGUCUCUAUGAUUUAUCUAGCCUGUAAAAAGCCAAAGAAACCGCAGAGAAGGCAGAACAACCGACUGAAACCUUUAACCUUAGCCUACGACGGAGACGCAGAUAUGUAAAGCAGAACGACGACCGA